Messenger RNA from Photinus pyralis (common eastern firefly), 980 nucleotides. RefSeq lists its product as uncharacterized. The record is from RefSeq and is a predicted model, not a curated record. Lineage: Eukaryota; Metazoa; Arthropoda; Insecta; Coleoptera; Lampyridae. The transcript is spliced from 6 exons. Bases 154 to 651 code for a protein of 165 amino acids.
UUUAACUUGUUUUAGUUACGAGGUUAUUGCGAACCUCUUUAAUCAAAUUCAACACCAAUUUCAGAACUGUUAAAAUGUGCACAAGUAACUGAAUGUAGUUUGGGAGAAGUUUGCGUAAAAAUUGAGUGUGGGAUUUAUCAAAACUACUACAUUAUGGACAUUUUAACACGUUCAAUCUUGCUAUACCUAGUCUCUUUCAUAGUGGUCUGCCUGCAUCUGACGCCAAACUCCGCGCAUACCAAAGAUCUAGGGGCACUUCCACCGGGAAAAGAGGACCAAUCUCGAGGAAAAAGAGGAUUUGUUAUCACCAAAAGCAAACCAGGUCCCCUUCGGCAGGUAUUUGGCAUCUUCUACGAGCAAUGGAACGACACCAGAUUCACCUUGAAUUCGAUUAACAAACUCUUCAAUGACCAAUUUUUGCCAGAGAAUGCUUCGCUCACGACAACCACCCCGGCGGCCCCCACAAACGUCACAACGAAACCACCCCCGUUCAAGAUAACCAGAUCUGAGCUGUUGCGCAUAUUGAGAAGAAAUAUAAAGGGACUGUCACGAUUGUAUAAUCUGGAACUGGAAGAUGCACUAAAGCAAUCUGAAAUAACCAGAAAGCAGUUUAGAGCGAAUGUAACCAAAGAAGUUGCGAAAUUCUUGUGAUUCCUUGCAACGUGGGAAAUAAUCUACUGUGAUACAUUUAAAAUUAAGUUUUUGUUUAUAAUAUAAUUAUGUUCUUAAUUUAAUGUAAAUGAUGAAAGUAUUUUUAUUGCAACACAAAGUUCGAUGGUAUACAACAAGUUGCAUAUCUACAUACACCAUCGUAUAUGAUACUCUGGUCAUUGAUUUAUUCAAUGCUCUGGUCAAAUGUUUCCAUGAUAAAUGCUAAAAUGCAAUAAGUAUUAGAUCCUUUAGGUGAAAUUUAAAAAAUAGGGAUAGGUACCCUCUGGGUGGGGUAUUCUAAUCACUAACAACUGAUAGUGGUUUUUCCG